AUGCCGGCUGGGUCAGCCGCGGGGCCCGCAUCCUCGCCUCCGUGCAGUCUGGUCCUGCCUCAGGACGCUGACUGCUGGUAUCCGCUCUCUGCGCGCGGCGGGCUGUGGGUUUGGGACUUGACUUUCUUUCUCCCGGAUGCGAACGAGGGCUACGACCGGCUCUCAAAGGAGAAGGCCGCAGCUACCUGGGAUCCUGGCCACUACCCUAGACACAUAGAGGCCCUGGAAAUUAGGGACAAGGAAAGUUUGGGGUUGACGAAUGGUCCAUGGGGACAUCUGGGAGCCAGCGAGGUCUUUGGAAUGGGAAAGGGGCAUUGGAGGGGCUGCAACUUGGCCUGCACCGUCUGCAGGAAACUCCCUUUGGAUCGCAAGGUCAUAUUUCUACCCCUUUUCCUACAGCAUUGGCCUCAGAGCGACCUGUGAAGGGGCACCAUGUUCCCUUCCUCUGUCUGGCCGCUGGCAGUUUGGUGGGGGGUGGGGCGGGGGUUCAAAGGGACGGUUAAAUGUCCAGGCUGGUCCUUCAAGCGACCCACUAACGCAGAUUCUAUUCUGGGCACACGGAGGUCUCCCAGUCUUCAGCCCCCAGCUGGAGGAACCUCAGCUUUUCCCUCUAGGGAACAGAAGAAUGAGAAAAGGCCGUCGCACAACCCAGCCUCAAAUCCCAAAUUCCUGGCUCAAAGUCAGAAAAUGAGAUACAAGACUUCUUUGGUGAUGAGGAAACGAAUGCGGCUUUACCGAAACGCCCUGAAAGAGUCAAGUAGCAGCUCCGGACACCAUGGCCCGCAGCUCGCUGCCGCCUCCAGCCCCUCGGUGUUACCGGGCUUUCACGAGCAGCCUCCCCAGGCCUCCCCUAGCUGCACUUUGAACGGACUCCUGCGUCUGGGGCUCCCCGGAGACAUGUACGCACGGCCCGAACCCUUCCCGCCGGGACCUGUGGCCCGCAGCGACGCCCUGGCAGCUGCCGCAGCCCUGCACAACUACGGGGGCAUGAACCUGACCAUGAACCUCGCCGCACCCCACGGUCCCGGCGCUUUCUUCCGCUACAUGCGCCAGCCCAUCAAACAGGAGCUGAUCUGCAAGUGGCUGGCGGCCGACGGCCCCGCACCCCCGCGCCUCUGCUCCAAAACUUUCAGCACCAUGCACGAGCUGCUGGUCACGCACGUCACCGUGGAGCACGUCGGAGGCCCUGAGCAGAGUCACCACAUAUGCUUCUGGGAGGAGUGUCCGCGCGAGGGCAAGCCCUUUAAAGCCAAAUACAAACUUGUAAAUCACAUCCGCGUGCACACGGGCGAGAAGCCCUUCCCUUGUCCUUUCCCGGGGUGUGGGAAAGUCUUUGCUAGAUCAGAAAAUCUCAAAAUACACAAAAGAACUCACACAGGGGAGAAGCCCUUCAGGUGCGAGUUCGAGGGCUGCGAGCGGCGCUUCGCCAACAGCAGCGACCGCAAGAAGCACUCGCACGUGCACACGAGUGACAAGCCCUACACGUGCAAAGUGCGCGGCUGCGACAAGUGCUACACGCACCCCAGCUCGCUGCGUAAGCACAUGAAGGUGCACGGGCGCUCGCCGCCGCCGCCCAGCUCUGGCUACGACUCGGCCACACCGUCUGCCCUCGUGUCGCCCUCGUCGGACUUCGGCCGCGAGCCCCCGGUGGCCUCCUCGGCGGCGGUGGCGGCGCGUAGCGCUGACCUGAGCGAAUGACACCAUUGGAAGAUUCUCACUCCUGCCCCGUGGCCGC
This is a messenger RNA of Physeter macrocephalus (sperm whale), 1735 nucleotides long. RefSeq names its product Zic family member 4 (gene ZIC4). Gene Ontology annotation, biological process: regulation of transcription by RNA polymerase II. Lineage: Eukaryota; Metazoa; Chordata; Mammalia; Artiodactyla; Physeteridae. The record is from RefSeq and is a predicted model, not a curated record. Gene Ontology annotation, molecular function: DNA-binding transcription factor activity, RNA polymerase II-specific; RNA polymerase II cis-regulatory region sequence-specific DNA binding. Gene Ontology annotation, cellular component: nucleus.